AAAUAGAGCCAAGCGAAAUUGCCUGCCACACUGUCGCAUGACACAGCAAUCACCGCAGAGGCAGCGUGGUCACGUGCCUUGCAACAAAUGCACGCGAGUCCCCAAACCCAACCACCAGCGUGCAAACACACCCCAGAAACAAGCACAUGCCCGGGGUCCAAGCGCAUCCACAUGGUAAACAUGAGCUUUCUGUGGCUUGCACCGUCUCACCGGCAAUGCGCCGCCGGUGCAUGCAUCUCUAUGCGGCCACCUGUUGAUCUCGGGCAAAUCACACAGCGCUCCACGUGCCGCGGGCUUGCAUGCAGAACUGCCCAGAUCGGGCCGCAGCGCCUGCAUGCGCAGCAGCUCUGUUUAGCACUAGUCACGUGGUAUUGUCUGAUUUUGCAACUUACUUGAAAUAUAUUCGGGCCGGUGGCGGAACUCUCGUCCACCACUUCCACAACACAAACGAAAAUGCCCAUUCCAGCACCACACGGAGGAAUCUUGCAAGACCUUGUCAUCAGAGAUGCAGGCAUCAAACAGGAUUUGUUGAGCGAAAUCGCCGGCAACGGCUUGACCGUGGCCAAAUUUACCGAGAGACAGCUCUGUGAUUUGGAGUUGAUCUUGAACGGUGGGUUUUCGCCAUUGACCGGAUUUUUGAAUGAGGAAGACUACAACUCGGUCGUAGAAGACAUGAGGUUGACCUCUGUCAAGGACCAGCAGUCCGGCAAAGGCUUGUUGUGGUCCAUGCCAAUCACUUUCGACGUGUCUUCUGAAUUUGCCCAGUCGGUCGCCGUUGGCGAGAGAAUCGUGUUGCAGGACUUGAGAGACGAAAAGCCAUUGGCCGUGUUGACUGUGCAGUCCGUGUACAAACCCAACAAGGCCAACGAGGCUAAGAAGGUGUUCCGUGGUGACCCCGAGCACCCUGCCGUCAAGUACUUGAAUGAGACUGCGGGCGAGUACUACAUUGGUGGUCUGAUCCAAGGUUUGGACUACCCAACGCACUACGACUACGUGCCGCUCAGAAAAACGCCCACUGAGUUGAGAAAGGAGUUCCAGAACUUGGGCUGGGACGCGCAGAAAAUCGUGGCGUUCCAGACCAGAAACCCCAUGCACAGGGCCCACAGGGAGUUGACCGUCCGGGCCGCCAGGGACCUUGGCGAAGACGGCCAUAUCCUCGUGCACCCCGUGGUUGGUUUGACCAAGCCGGGCGACAUCGACCACCACACCAGAGUCAAGGUGUACCAGCAGAUCUUGAAGAAGUACCCUGAAGGUUUGGCCACCAUCUCGUUGUUGCCAUUGGCCAUGAGAAUGGGCGGAGACCGCGAGGCCUUGUGGCACGCGUUGAUCCGCAUGAACUACGGUGUCGACCACUUCAUUGUGGGUAGAGACCACGCCGGGCCAGGCAAAAACUCGGCCGGCGUCGACUUCUACGGGCCUUACGACGCACAAGAGUUGUUGGCACUGGUGGAGGCCGAGUUGUCUCCCAAAAUGAAGAUCGUGCCCUUUAGAAUGGUCACGUACUUGCCGGACGAGGACAGAUACGCGCCUAUCGACACCAUCGACUUGAGCACGGUCAAGACCGCCAACAUCUCGGGCACCGAGUUGAGACAGCGCUUGAGAAACGGUACCGAAAUCCCUGAGUGGUUCUCGUACCCCGAGGUGGUGCAGAUCUUGAGAGAGUCGUACCCUCCUCGCUCGUCGCAGGGCUUUGCUGUGGUGAUUGACUCUACUGGCUACAGCGACUACAGCGAGCACUUUGCGUUUGCCUUGCAAUCCGUGUUGAACCAGUUUGCCGGCGGCCGACGCGUGACGAAGUUGGACGACUACGACAACACCUUUAUUGUCAAUGAGUUGGUGCAGGCCGGGUCCGGUGUCAUCUUGACCAAGAAGUCUGACAUUGCGUCUGUUGUCAAGGUUGUGGGCAAGGACAACGUUUUGGUCGUUCUGCCCGAGGGUGAGGGCGAGCCAUACCAGUUCAAGUUGCAGGGCGACAACGUGGCUGCCUUGUUGGAGGAGAUUGUGGGCUACUUGAAGGAGCAAGGUUUCUAUGCUUAGGACGA
Molecule: messenger RNA, 2042 nt
Organism: Metschnikowia bicuspidata var. bicuspidata NRRL YB-4993
Lineage: Eukaryota; Fungi; Ascomycota; Pichiomycetes; Serinales; Metschnikowiaceae
Gene: MET3
Product: sulfate adenylyltransferase
Exons: 1
Coding region: 454-2037 (527 amino acids)
Biological process (GO): sulfur amino acid metabolic process
Cellular component (GO): cytoplasm
Molecular function (GO): sulfate adenylyltransferase (ATP) activity
Source: RefSeq, a predicted model, not a curated record